Molecule: messenger RNA, 4675 nt
Organism: Heterocephalus glaber (naked mole-rat)
Lineage: Eukaryota; Metazoa; Chordata; Mammalia; Rodentia; Bathyergidae
Gene: Whamm
Product: WASP homolog associated with actin, golgi membranes and microtubules
Biological process (GO): Arp2/3 complex-mediated actin nucleation; endoplasmic reticulum to Golgi vesicle-mediated transport
Cellular component (GO): endoplasmic reticulum-Golgi intermediate compartment membrane; cytoplasm
Molecular function (GO): actin binding; Arp2/3 complex binding
Source: RefSeq, a predicted model, not a curated record
ACUCUCGGCCAAUCCGGCGCCGGGGAAGGGCGACGUGGGCUCGGUGACCCGAGCGGCGUCCCGGGCAAGGGCCCCGGGCGACCAUGGAGGACGAGCAGCCGGACAGCCUGGACGGCUGGGUGCCGCUGCGCGAGGACCUCUUCGCCGAGCCCGAGCGGCGCCGGCUGCGCUUCCUGGUGGCCUGGAACGAGGCGGAGCGACAGUUCGCGGUGACCUGCCACGACCGCUCUGCGGCAGGCCGGGCGCGGGACUGGGCCGGGCUGCUCUCGGCCGCCGGGCUCCGCGGCGCGCACCGGCAACUGGCGGCGCUGGGCCCGGGCCUGGAGCGCCUCUUCCCGGAGCUGCCGGCCGGGUUGGCCGCGCCGCGCGGCGUGGGGGAUGUGCUGUGGGAGCUCGUGUGGCCCGCGCGGCCCGCGGCCCUCAGCGAGGCGGCGCUGCGCGAGCUGUGCGCCGGGCUGGAGCGCUACCUGGACGCGGCGGCCGAGGCCUGCGGCGGGGACACCGUGCGUGACGCGCUCUUCCCGGGCGCCGUAGCCGCGGAUGACAGUGAGAGCCUGAGCGCGUUCCGGACGCGCAAGCUGCGCGCGCGCAAGGCCGAGGCGAGCGCGCGGCUGCGGCAGGUUCUUCAAGGGCAUGGAAAAACCAACAUCAUGGUAGCAUUAAUGAAACUUUAUCAAGAGGAAGAUGAAGCAUAUCAGGAAUUAGUUCUUACUGCAACUGUCUUUUUCCAGUAUUUACUGAAGCCACUUAGGGAUAGGCGAGAACGUGCAACUUCAAGUAAGCUUAAUAUUUUGAAGUCCCUGGAUGAAGAUGAGCUGGGUCCGCAGAGGGUGGCUACCCUGCAGAAGGAAGCCCAAAAAUGGACCAGCCAGGCUGAAGAAGCUGUUGCCUCUAUUCAAGAUAUCACUGUGGAUUAUUUCAAGGAGACAGUGAAGGCAUUAACAGAAAUGCAGAAACAAAUGGAAGAGGAUAGCAAGAGAUUUGGCCAGGCGGCCUGGGCCACUGCCGCGCCCAGAUUAGAGAAACUCAAGCUCAUGGUUGCUCGAGAGACCCUGCAACUCAUGAGAGCCAGAGAGUUGUGUUUAAACCACAGAAGAGCUGAAAUUCAGAGAAAGAUGGAAGAGCUUCCGGAACAAGAAAAAAAAACCAUGCAUGUUGUAGAUGAAUUAGAAAUACAGUAUUAUGAAAUUCAGUUGGAACUGUAUGAGGUUAAGUUUGAGAUAUUAAAAAAUGAAGAAAUACUUCUUAUUACACAGUUGGACUCUGUUAAAAGGCUUAUAAAAGAGAAACAGGAUGAAGUUGUCUAUUACGAUACGUGUGAAAGCCCAGAAGAACUUCAGGUCCUUAGUUGGGCUGUGGAGCUGCGGGACCGUGAGAACGCGGAGAUGAAAGAGCUCACCCUACAGCGCCGGCAGCUGGAGAUGCAACGGGGCAGAAUCUGCACCAGGAGAGCCCGUCUCAGGAACAGAAAGGAUCAAUGCAAAGAAAAUCAUCACCUCCGAUUGCAACAGGCCGAAAAAAAUGUUCAAUAUUUGCAUGAGCAUCACAGCAUUCAGAUGAAAAGAGACAAAAUAAAAGAAGAGGAACAGAAGAAAAAAGAAUGGAUAAACCAAGAACGCCAGAAAACCCUCCAGCGAUUAAGAGCAUAUAAAGCGAAAUGUCCAGCUCGGUCUGCGCUACAAACCUCUGCCUCCGAGCUUGCGGCCCCAAACUUGCCAGGUGACCUUUCCCAGCAGCUGCCCUCGCCAGCUUCUCAGCCAGGGACAGCAAUUCUCCCACCAUCCCGGAAAACCAGACGUGCUCCUCCCUUCAGUGAAGUUAGCCAUAUGGAGUGUCAAGAAUGUCCUGGAAACAUCCCUGUCCAGAUAUUUGUCCCAGCUGGGCACCAGACACACUCCAGAUCCAGUGAGGAACUGUCACCACCACCACAGCCUCCCUCUCCGCCUCCGCCUCCCCCUCUUCCUCCACCCCCACCCCCACUGCCACCUCUCUCUGCUCGGCCCUCCUAUUCCCAAGCUGCCAUUCAUCAGAACCCAGGCCCCAGGACUUCAGUGGACGAUGACCAGCCACAUCCGUUGGUGUGUGAAUCCACUGCUGAAAACUCGCGUGGCUCCUUGGAAAUUCUUUCAGGCCCAGGAUCUAUGGACGAAGUGCUGGCCUCAUUAAGGCACGGCAGAACUUGCCUCCAGAAAACAGAAGUGCCCACACUGCCCCGACCCCACGCCUCUGUCAAUGAGGACAUCCUGGUGGCCAUCAGGCAGGGGGUCAAGCUGAAGAAAGUCCAUCAGGACCCAGACCCGGGCCGCAGCACCAAGCCAGCCAGUGACCUGGAGAGAAGCAUCAAGGCAGCUCUGCAGAGAAUCAAGCGAGUGUCUGCCGACUCAGAGGACAGUGACGAGCAGAACCCCGGCCAAUGGGACAGUUAAGGUCUUCUCCACAUGUGACAGAGGUAGUUGGGCCAUGUAGCAUCCCAAAGAUCAGCCAGGCUUUGGGCACGACAUUGCAGCUUUGAUUUGAUGUUAUGGCUUCCAAAAUCGGGGCGGGAAGCAGAGCUGUGGUGACUGGCACACAUCAACCCUGGGUGUGUGUGAAAUCCACAGAGAGGGUUGCUGGCUGCAGAGCACAGUGCUCACUUUGCACUUGGGUCAUAGAAUCAGUCCCUGGUUGUGAAGUUUACACUGCCCUGUAGACAGCACCUUUACGACUGCUGACUGUGCCCUCCUGUGUGUGUGGAACAGAAGUUCCUCAGAUUUAAAGGUCCGAAUGUGAACAUGUAUUUUAGUAAUAAUCAGAGUAAACUGCUUAUAUUCAGGAAUUAUUUUAAAUAUUUAAGUGAAAUUUAUUUUAUGUAUCAAGCAUUACAUAAAUGUAUAAUAAAUAAUUAUUUUAACUAUUUAUAAUACAUCACUGUCAAGCAUGAGAAAAUGAAAACAGUACCUUAACCACUGUACAAGCAAAGCCUUCCCUGCCUGGGUGGGUUUAAAGUGUUUAGUGAGAUUUUGGGUGAACAGCUGUUUAAGCAAAUACUAAGUGUGGGGAAACAGGGGUAUCCCCACAAGGGCUCCUCCUGACUUGCUGUUAGGGUUAGGAAAGGCAGGGACCUGCAGAGAGCAGUCUAUCCAUUUGUCACACUGCCCCAGCAUCCCCGCUAACCUCAUUACCGUCGCUCUUGUGACAGGAGAAUGAACCCCACCCAUGUUCCCAGGGAAGAGUCCUGAUGUAGAGCACAACUCUUUGUACUCCCAAUUUCUUCUUUAGUAACCUGCAGGCCUUACUUAGCUGGCAAAGCCAGGAGGGGUCUGAGUCCUUUGGCCUAGCCGCUGCCAGGCUGUGCAUGGUCUGUCCCGAGUACCCCAUCCUUAGAACUCAGUUCCAGCUCCUAUGGCAAUGCACCUCACCACCAGCUGGGCCGACUUCUGGCAUCUAGGCCAAGUCUGGCCCUCCCCCGACCUGCUGCAUCCUCCCAGCUGCCAAGGACACCCACUGCUAGCUGCCUGCUGGGUUUCAAUGCCAGGUCCCAGAAGCAGGACAGGUGGCUCUGUCCCAGGCCUCCUUCCCCACCUUGGGCCGGCCAUGUCCAGAAUCAGGCAUUUUAAAAAAGGCAAGAUUAGAACUUUGUGAGACUUUCUUAUGCUUAUUUUGCAGUUUUGUAUUGUUUUUAAUUACUUACUUUGGUUUCAGUAUUAUGAGAUACAAAGAAGCUUAAUGAGUUUUGGAUAAUCCUCAGAAUUUGCCUUUGAGGGGCUGCCAAAGAUGGGAGACCUUCAAAAAAAGAUCCUUUUCUAAAGAGUUCUCUCAAAGUUCCCAGUCCAUUUCUGUCUUCCGUGCCUCAGAACUUUUCCUUCUCCUCUGGAACAUUCUCUCCCUCAUUUCUCUUUCCCUCCAUCUUCCAGCCAAGCCCUGAAAUCAAUCCAGGCUCUGGCUUCAGGGAAAUUGGAGCCAAGGAGGGGAACAAGUAUGUCUCCUAUUAUGUAGCUUCCCUCCUCUGCAACCCACCCUCCAAAGUACUGCCAACUACUUUUGACCUCUCAGAGUUGCUCCCCGACUUCCCAAUGCACAGAGCUAUGGGCGGGCCCUGAAGCAUGGCACACUGGCCCCCAGAGGCAGCCCCUUUCCCCCCAGGCAGUUCCUCUCCAGCACCACCAAGCUGCUUGCUGCCUUCCCCUUGCAGCCUCGCUCUCUGGAGCACAAAGUGCCUGGAAUCGUGAAAUGCCCCCCCAUUCCCUGGCCAGCCCUCGCCCAUCCCUCAGUCUCAGCCCUGCAUUGUUCCCCUGAGGUCUUCCCUACAUGGCCACUGCACCUUAUCCUGGACACCAGCAUGCUCCCCUCUCGCCUACAGCCCUCCCACAAGGCCAGCCAGUGGGGCAUGUGUCACCCCCAGUGGUCACAAUCUGGUGGCUAGCAUCGGGUCCUCAGAGUCAAUCCAUAACUGGCAGUGAGCAGCCUGUGAACUGUCCUGGAGUGAAAAAUAAUGGGCUGUGCCAAUCAGGUCUGUCAAUUCAUUUCUUAAUUUUUUUCCUCCUCUAGGAUUUGAGUUGGGAAUCCAACAAGGGUGGCAGAGCUAGGAUCAUACCCUAGGAAGUCACGUAGGAGAGGACUUAUACAGCAGAGAUUCUUAAACAUCAGGUUCUAGUGUGUUAGUUUUCUAGUGUCAUAAUAAAUUACUGCAAAUGUA